This is a messenger RNA of Mytilus trossulus (common blue mussel), 6699 nucleotides long. RefSeq lists its product as uncharacterized. The coding region runs from base 237 to 4493 and encodes 1418 amino acids. The record is from RefSeq and is a predicted model, not a curated record. Lineage: Eukaryota; Metazoa; Mollusca; Bivalvia; Mytilida; Mytilidae. Gene Ontology annotation, molecular function: protein binding. The transcript has 11 exons.
AGCAUGUGAUCAUUCUAUUAAAAUCACAGAAGCGUUUUAAUGGCGAUAUAAGGUGCGAGUUGUUUCUCACCUGUGAAAUUAUCAUGUAGUGGAUUUUAAUACGAAAUAUUAAUUCUUAUAUCAUCUAUGUCGUAAUUUAUUAAUUGUGCCGAUUUAAUUAGUGUGGAUUUAUAAAUUAUAGUUACAUAGAAAUUUGACAUGAAGACGUUUGUACAGAAAAGCGAAAACAUAACGAUAUGACAGAAGGGGAAGACAAAUCUGUCAGUGAAUCGUUACGACAGGCAGCAAGUCAAGGUCAGUUUGAUCUAGUGAAAGAACUUGUAAAAACUGGUGCCAAGUUCAGUUCUGAUCAAGAAGGAAGAACAGCUCUCCACUAUGCUGCACUGAAUGGACAUGUAGACAUCUGUAAAUUCUUACUUCAGCAGGGAUGUAGUAUUGAUGAAAGAGAUGUGCUUGGUUACACCCCCCUUCAUCGUGCAGCCUCCAAAGGACAUGUAGAAGCCAUAGAAUUGCUGUUGACGUCCAAAUGUAAUGUAGAUUCACAGGACGAGCAUGGUAAUGGUGUCAUCCAUGAAUCAGCCUGGAACGGUUUUAGUCAGACAUUAGAACUGUUGAUUAAACACCAUUGUAAUGCUAUUCUUACUAAUAAGUCUGGAUUUACAGCUCUACAUUUAGCCAGUCAGAAUGGACACAAUCAAAGUGCUCGAGUUCUUUUGUAUGGAGGCUGUAAUGCAGAUCUUAAAAAUAAUUAUGGAGAUACAGCCCUCCACACGGCAGCACGAUAUGGACAUGCAGGUGUCACACGUAUUUUGAUCAGUGCCAGAUGUAGGCUCAAUGAACAGAACAAGAAUGGUGACACUGCACUGCAUAUCUCUUCUGCUUUGAAGAGGAAAAAGAUUGCUAAACUGUUGGUGGAAGCUGGCAUUGAUGUUUAUAUUGUCAACAAGCAAGAGGAAACAGCCAUAGAUGUGGCUAAACGUAAAGAUCACCCUGAGGUCAUCAUAACAAUCACAUCACUCUUAAAGACCAAAGCUCAGAUUCAUCCAUCACCUAAAAUGGUAAAUUUCAGUGAAAUACCUGUGGAUAUAGAUGGACCUGUCGUAGUCCCUGAUGAAGACCUACCUGUACAAAAGACAGAAAAGACUGAAAAAGGCAGCAAAUUCUUCUCAUUCCUAAAGAAAAAGAAAAAGGAGAAAGAUAAACCUACUCCGUCAGGAAGCCAAGUCCACCCUACUGAUGGUAAAGAUCCUGUACAUGGCUUCUUCAGUCAGUACAUACCUAAGACUGGACAACAGUACUUCAGAGAUUUAGCUGGCAAUAUUAAGCAGGGACCAAUAGGAUACACCCCAAUUUGUCAGUGUAUGCCUGCUCUUCACCAGUUGGAGAAACGAGUGGGUCAGGACAAGGAACAUAUCUAUGAACAUAUAGAUGCCUCUCAUAGGAUCCUCAAAAAUCGUAUGGAUCAGUUAGAUAAGAAAACCACACAACAAAUUACCACGUUCGACAUGUGGUCCAGGGAUAGAUUUGACGAAGAGGAAAGAAAUUGUUACAACAGGAUUGACCAGCGUUUAGCCGAUCAACAGCAUUAUAUGGCACAUAAGAAACGUGGCGGUAUGGACGUGGAUGAUUGGUUAGAGGCUAAAUUGUCCGAGUAUGGUCAUUGUUUAGACCAUCAUCACGACGAUACCGCUUUACCGAGCAAUAAUAUUUUCACAGACAUUCAUCAGACAGAAAAUGGCCGAUUAUUUCGCUCUCGAUCAGACGAGACUCUUUCGCAGUCUGAUAAUCACAGUGGGAAGUUUCGUAAGAGACAAUUUUAUGAAUCACGUCAGCAAGCAAUGCAGGAAAUCAGGGCAUGGCAACUUCCUGCUUAUAGUAAAGAUAGGGGUGCCAGGAAUUACAAUCCCGUUGUUGGACGUAGAGACAAUUACGGGGGUGUUCAGAAUCCACAAACUCUCAAUCGAAAUGCUAAUCAGCAAAGUGGGAGACAUUUUGUUUCGCCUGUUUCUAGUCAUCAAAAUGCACGAUCAUCUUCACGACCUGACUUCAUAUCACCAAGUACUGCUUCUACUAGUCGUAGUCCGUACUUGUCACAUGACCAAGUUUAUGGUAGUCAAUAUAGUGGCUACGAUCAAGGUGCUAUUCCCAAAAAACUUUCAACUUCACAAACGUGGCAUGAUAUGCAUGAACAUCAAACAUUAGUGCGUCCAGAAUUAACUCCACGAACUCAUAAUAAUGUGUUAAAUCAUAGAACUUCUGUGCAAAGAGACACUAGCCCACUAACUCAUAACACUGUGUUAGAUAAUAGAACUGCUGGUCAUAGAGAUGCUAGCCCAUUAACUCAUAGUACUCCAAUGGUUCAUAAAACUACAGCACAGAGGGAUGCUAGCCCUCUCAAUCACAGUACUCCGAAAUCACGAGAAUCUAGUCCCUUUCAUUAUCAGUAUCUCCCUCAUCAUAGAAUGGUGAAAAGUCAAACUGAACCUGAAAAUCUAUCACCAAGACGAAAUGAAAGUAGAACUAUUCAAAGUGAAAGUAGGAAAGCUCAAAGUGGGAGUAGAAUUAACCAAAGUGGGUUAAGAAAUAUUCAAAAUGAUAGUAGACAAGUUCAGAAUGACCGAAAUAUUUAUAGUGACAACCGGCAGGUUUAUCAACAACCUAGGAAUACACAACACGAAAAUACACACUCACAAAGGGAACAAUUUGAUCGACAAAAUCAAAACACACAUUCACAAAGGGAACUAUUUGAUCGACAAAAUGAAGUGAGAAGAUCAAACAUGGAGUCAAGAACUCUACACAGUGAAAGUAGAAACAGUGAAACAAGGCGGAGUUUUCCCGAAAGGGGGUCCUCAAACAUAAGCAUAGGUACUAAUGUGACCUCCAAUUCCUCCAGCACUGGACAGGGCCCCCUCACAGAGUCUGGUGCUGGAAAAAUAGUGGUUAAACCUACUUUCACAACAUUUGGAUAUCCUGAGAGGGAAAAAUUAUACAAUACUCAAGACAAUACAAAUACCAUCUCAAAUAAGGGAUAUCCAAAUGAUUCGUCAGGUAGGUCAGGUAUGUCAGUUCAACAGUCUGAUUCAACUUACGGUUACCAUGGUGAAGUUAUAAAUAAACCUCUAACCUCUGGAAUACCAGCACGGCAUGAUGGGAAAGAAAUUCCUUUGGAGAGAAUGUCUCACAUGGAUAGGAGAAGUGUAUAUAAUCAAAACACGGGAAAUAAUGUCAAAAAUAGUGCUAUCAAUUCUGUAAAUAAUGUUAAUAGGGAUGAUAUGUAUUUAUCACAAGGUCAUAACAAUAUGCAAAUGAGCCGACAGAGGUCAAGGUCAACUGAUGGAAUAUUAUUAGAUGAUACUGACCUAUCGUCAGCACAUCAAAUGAAAUUGAAAUUGAAGGAACCGUCUUCCAUGCAGAGAUCUGGAACUCCCAGUUCUCCCAGAAACAGUCAAAAUCAUAGUGUGCCAUUAGAGUCAAUGAAAAGGCCAACAUCACAAUAUGGAAGUUCAAGGUCAUAUUUAAAUGAUAGAACUGAUAUGAAACCAUAUUCUAAUGAGCAAAACAAUAAAAAUGUACAAAGUGGUCAAUAUUAUAGUUCUUCACAGGGAAACAUGAACAGAAAUCCUGUUAACUAUUCUGUGUUAGGUUCAAAAGGGCAGAUUUACAAUUCUACAAGAGAUGUAGAUGUAAACAGACAAAAUAGUGGACAGACUGGUUCUAAUAGAGACAGGCCUACUUUGGCUGGUGAUAGUACAAAUAGGGAAAAUCCUUAUGGGUCUGUUCAAAACUUUACUGGAAGGGUGAACGAUGGGAGGACUUCUGUGUCUGCUCCAUCAGGACAAACAUAUAAUACAUACAAUCCUAACUUCCAAAGUCAUGACAAUGUCAUGUAUUCAGAUCAAACGAAUGUGUCAAAACUAGGCAGCAAAUCUGAAUCUCAUCUGAAUCAGGAACAACAUAUUCAGGGUCAGGAGGUUAUUACGCGUACGGAUAGGAAUUUACAAUCUACGCCAAUUCAGGACAAAAGUCGGGAGGACAAUAGUAGCAAUCCUGAUUCUGGAUAUAGCAGUAAAAUCUACGGACGUAAUUUGAAUUCUGGGAAUGCUCCCAGUACAAGUUGUACACCGUCAUCGUCAUUCAGUACGGAACCGACGGACCAUAACAUUACACUUUCUAGCAAUAAUUCCCCCCAUCCUCAAGUCAAUCAUAGUGACUAUGCACAAAUAAACUCUGUUCAACACCAAUAUCAGAAAGAUCUGAGCAGUCAUGUACAGCAUUGGUAUCAACGAAAGUUAAAAGACGCAGCUAAAAACUUAAAUGAUGGUGAAUAUGGUUACCAUAGUGACUACCAUUCACCAACUAAUGGCAUUCAAAAUUCAAAUGACUUCAGCCAGUAUGAGUAUGCUCAGCAGUCACGGCAACCAGUUUACCAUGGAAACCAAACAUAUUCAUCCUAUCAUCAGGUGCCAAACUUUAUUAGGGGUAGUGAUGUUUAAGCUUUUUUGUUAAGACAAAUAGUUGUAUAUUAUUUAUAGCUAGUGGAUAAGUGAGGGCACAAUUUUGAAUGGUGAUACAUUGCAGUUAAAAAUACCAUAGAAAUUUUACUUGCUAAACUGAAAAAAAAAAAAGUUUUUCUUUUUUAGAAUUAAAAUAAAUAAAAUAUUUUCCAACAAGAAAAAAAUAUUACAUGUAUCUACAAGAACAAUGCAAUAGUAUGUGAAAUAUCAUAUUUUAAAGUUACAAAACAAUGAAAUUACAUCUUGUUGUUAUUCUGUUAGCUUAUCAAGUCCAUGCAACUUUACUACAACAGAUAUAUAUAUAUACAAGUAAGAACUUUGAUGGAAAUAACAGAAAAUGCACUUGUCACAUUUAAAAAACUCUUGAAAAUGUUCUGGAAUGCAUUUUUAUUUGAUCUGAAAAAUUCCUGUUGUACGCAUUCUUUAUUUUUGUGGGAUUUCAGAAAUUUUUGUGGGAUUUCAGAAUAGAGACCUAUCAGGGCUAUAGAAUUAACUAUGAAAAUUUUCAGGAUCAGUAAAAAAACUUUAUUUUCUGGAAUUUGUCAUUCAGCAUUUAUUUUAUCUAGGAAUAAAGGAAGACAUCACCUCACUGUAGUCUUUAAGAAUCUCUAGAGACAAAAGAGUGAAUAUAUACAAUUGUAUUUACAUGUAGAAUAUCUGUCUAUUCCAUAUUGCAACACAUUGACACUAAUUAAUAACUAAGAAAAAUCAUAUGUAAAAACUAUGCAAUUUUCAUUAUGUUAUUCAGGGAGUAUAUGAAGUAUUUGUAGUAGAAUUAUACAAUUUAUAAGUUAAAUAUUACAAAUCAUAAUCAUUUAUAUGGCAGUAGUAUAAAAUGUACUGAUAUCAAGAAAAAAGAAAGAAACACACUUAAUGUUAUAAUGAAAUGGGGUAGGAAAAGGGGGUACGCUGAUUUUCUAAAAAAGCUUUUGAUUAAACUUGAGUUAUGCAAUCUCCAUAAAAUCUGCUCUCAUCAUUUUCAGUAGAUAACUUUCUGGGCCAGUUCAAGCUAGGAUACAGGCUUCAUGGUCUCUUUAAAUCUCAUAGCAGUACACCAUAUGUAAACAUACUUUUAGUGUUCAAAUUUAAUGUUUUAGACAGCUGUUUGUACAUUUACAUUCCAAUUUAAUGUUUUAGACAGCUGUUUGUACAUUUACAUUCCAAUUUAAUGUUUUAGACAGCUGUUUGUACAUUUACAUUCCAAAGACAAAGUUAUUACUAUGAUCUCUUCCUUUGUAAGAAUUCCACAAUUUUAUAUACAUUAUAUUUUUUAAUUUCAUAUUUAUUUUUGUAAAUACAAAACUAUAUAUAUAUUUAAUUGUAUAUUAUGAUUUUAUUUGUAGAUAAGUCUUAAUUGAAUUUGUACAUAAAUGGACUUUACUCUUAUUUCAGAAUUUCUUUACUUUUGUAUGGAUAUUUGUUUAUAUUUAAUUAAGACAUUAUGGACAUACAUGAUAAUUAGUAUUUGAUAAAUCAUGCUGUUGUCUUGGUAACUGCAUUUUUGAAAGAAAUUUUAAUCUUUUUUAUGUCAAUGGAUGCCAAAGAAGUAACUGACAGCAUAGAUAUUUUUAUGCUUACAAUUCAUUUUUGUCGAGCUUUCGACUUUAGUCGAAAAAGCGAGACUAAGCGAUCCUACUUUCCGUCGUCGUCGGUGUCGUCGUCGGCGGCGUCCACAAAUAUUCACUCUGUGGUUAAAGUUUUUGAAAUUUUAAUAACUUUCUUAAAUUAUACUGGAUUUCUACCAAACUUGGACAGAAGCUUGUUUAUGAUCAUAAGAUAGUACCCAGAAGUAAAUUUUGUAAAAAUAAAAUUCCAUUUUUUUCGUAUUUAACUUUUAAAUGGACUUAGUUUUUUUCUGCGGGGAAACAUUACAUUCACUCUGUGGUUAAAGUUUUUAGAAUUUUAAUAACUUUUUCAAACUAUCCUGGGUUUGUACCAAACUUGGACAGAAGCUUGUUUAUGAUCAUAAGAUAGUAUCCAGAAGUAAAUUUUGUAAAAAUAAAAUUCCAUUUUUUCCGUAUUUAUCUUUUAAAUGUACUUAGUUUUUUCUGCGGGGAAACAUUACAUUCACUCUGUGGAUAAAAUUUUUAGGAUUUUAAUAACUUUCUUAAACUAUCCUUGUUUUGUACCAAACUAUGACAGAAGCUUGUUUAUGAUCAUAAGAUAGUAUCCCUAAGCAAAUUUU